GGGAGGAAGACUCAGGAGUUGUUCCCUCUUCUCUGAGGUAGAAAAAAAAAAGGAAUCAUGGGGGUUGCACUGGUCGUUAAAACUGUGAUGAUAGUUUUAGUGGUGGCAAACUGCGGAGCUGUGCCCACUGCUUCGACCAGCCAAGAAGAGGUCUCUAAAGCCCAGGACUACCUGUCUCGGUUUUUCUCUGAUGUGGGUGUCAGUGCCCCCAACAGCCACUGGCGCAGCUCUCUGGACUCCUAUGACGAAACUCUCAGGAAAAUGCAGGAGUAUUUUGGCCUGGAGGUGACCGGCCAGUUAGACUCCAACACCUUGGAGGUGAUGGCUCAACCCCGCUGCGGUGUCCCAGACGUGAGCAGAUACGGUCAUUUUGCUGGUCGUCCAAAGUGGGAGAAGAAUGUGGUCACGUACAGGAUAAAUAACUACACACCCGACUUGAGUACGAGUGUUGUGGAUGCCGCUAUAGCCCAGGCUCUGAAACUCUACAGUGACGUAAUCCCUCUGGAUUUCAAGCGGAUCUACUACGGCACCGCUGACAUUAUGAUUAUGUUCAGCAGACAAGCCCAUGGAGAUUUUGCUCCAUUCGAUGGGGAAAAUGGGGUCUUGGCCCAUGCGUUCUCCCCCGGAGAAGGCCACGGAGGUGACACCCAUUUUGACGAAGACGAGACCUGGACUCUGACCUCAGCAGGAGCCAACCUCUUCUUGGUGGCAGCCCAUGAGUUUGGCCAUGCACUGGGAUUAGACCACUCCAAGGUCAAGACAGCCCUGAUGUUCCCCACCUACAAAUAUGUUCCCACAGUGGGGUAUAAGUUGCCAGAUGAUGACAGACAGGGAGUGCAGGCUCUUUACGGAGUCCGUGGAGGGCCACCUCAACCCGAUCCAGAUCCACAGCCUAAACCGGAGCCAAAUCCACAACCCACACCUGAACCCACGCCAGAACCCACGCCAGAACCUUUUCCAGACAGGUGCAACAGGAACCUGAUUUUUGAUGCUGCCACGACCAUCCAGAGGAAUCUUUACUUCUUCAAAGAUGGUUAUUUCUGGAAGAGGAGCAGCUCCUGGGACGGCAUCACUACCAAGUCAGUUCGGUCUGUUUGGCCGGGAAUCAGCAAGAUUGACGCUGCUUAUGAGUACAAGAGAAGCGACACUGCCAUUUUCUUUGAAGGGGAUCAUUACUGGGGGAUCAGAGGGAACACGGUGCUGCCCGGUUAUCCCAAACCUCUCAGCGACUUUGGCUUGCCUUCAUCCGUCACCAAGGUCGACGCUGCUGUCUAUGUGGCAUUCAUAGGCAGAACCCUGAUCUUUGUGAGGAACAAGUACUGGAGCUACAACGAAAGGAGGGGCAGAAUGGACGGGGGGUUCCCCAAAUUCAUUCACCGAGAGCUCCCUGGGAUUGGCUACAGAGUGGACGCUGCCUUCGCGAACCGAGGUUACCUUUACUUCACCUAUGGAUCCAGGCAGACAGAGUACCACUACCAGCGUAGAAAAGUGAGGCGCACUCUGCUGAACUACGCGUGGAUGGAUUGCAAAUGAGGAAGAAAUGACCCGCACAAGCACGUGCACACAACUCUGAGCACACAGUAAUAGCAGCGGUGUGUUCUAAUAACUAUUCCUGUUGUUCUGUGGGGGCUUUUUUCUGUAGACUUCUGCAUAGAAAUGUACUAUUUGAAAAAGAAAUGCAUGAUAAUCGUGUAGGAGACAACUGUUGUCAAUGUUUUUUCUUGCACGCUUCAAUAAAUCAUGUUUUCAUAAAAAUUAAGUAAAAAAUAAUUUAGUCUUAAUGCUUUCUUCGUCAUGCCUGUGUUUGCACAUAAGAAUGCACUUGAAUACAUGUUGUACACGAUGACUUCAGGCGAGGUGUUGUGAAAAAGAGCACUUUAGGAGGUAGGAACUAACAAUAGAGAGGAUGUCUUGUUCAUUCUCUUCAUACAGUGGGGAUGCUCACAUCUGUAGCCAUUGCGCUGCCUUCAAAACAUAUUAAGGAAAAGACGUGACCUCUCACUUUGAUGUGGUGGACAAAUGUGGAAUGUAGGAAAGCAGUGUACGCAGUUAAUUAAAUUUGUGGGAGCAUAUUUCGAUUUUUUCACAACAACAGGAACUGUCAUUGAGGUAAAAUGCAUCAUACCAGACCCAGCCAAACUGAUCUACCACAGACUUGCACUACCAGCAGUUACAGGCCACCAGUUUCAAGCCUGUAAUUUUAUUUUUUCUAGAAUUCUGCAUAGAAAUACAUUAUUUGAAAAAAAUAAAAAAAUAAAGA
Molecule: messenger RNA, 2260 nt
Organism: Acanthopagrus latus (yellowfin seabream)
Lineage: Eukaryota; Metazoa; Chordata; Actinopteri; Spariformes; Sparidae
Gene: mmp30
Product: matrix metallopeptidase 30
Exons: 10
Coding region: 58-1533 (491 amino acids)
Biological process (GO): proteolysis; collagen catabolic process; extracellular matrix organization
Cellular component (GO): extracellular matrix
Molecular function (GO): metalloendopeptidase activity; zinc ion binding
Source: RefSeq, a predicted model, not a curated record